Molecule: messenger RNA, 5014 nt
Organism: Branchiostoma floridae (Florida lancelet)
Lineage: Eukaryota; Metazoa; Chordata; Leptocardii; Amphioxiformes; Branchiostomatidae
Product: E3 ubiquitin-protein ligase RNF13-like
Exons: 11
Coding region: 152-1354 (400 amino acids)
Cellular component (GO): nucleoplasm; cytoplasm
Molecular function (GO): zinc ion binding
Source: RefSeq, a predicted model, not a curated record
AUAGUUCUCGCGAGAGUUUGAUGUGGGCGAGACUCACACGUGAUUUGGCAGAGUCGACCAUUUUGUUACAACAAGGAAUGGUUGGAAGGUUCGGGUGACGGUUUUUGGUGGCGAUUUUUACUACAUGUAGGCAGAGAAACACACACCAGCCAUGUUUCCGUGCCGACCAGUCCCAUCGUACAUCACAGUUUUGUACAUCUAUGCAGUCAUCAACCUGUUUCUGCUGCUCCAUGUGUGCACUGUGGAUGCUGAUGUUAUCGUGACUGAUAGCAUUAACAACACAGUAAACUUCAUGGAUAUGCCAUCCAACUUUGGGUCCCAGCUACCUGACAUGGGGAUACAGGGUUACCUAGCAGCCGUGAACCCGCCCCAUGCUUGUAAAGCCGUGGGCCCCCCUCCUCCCAACAUCACAGAGUUGAACCCCAUCGCCUUGAUUCGCAGAGGGAACUGUGACUUUGACAUCAAGGUGCUGAAUGCAGAAAAAAGUGGCUUUAAAGCAGCUAUAGUGUACAACGAUGAGUCAGACGUCAUCCUUCAGAUGAAUGGAAAUAAAUAUUACAUGGAGGUGACCAUCCCAUCGGUGUUUGUGGGUCUGACAGAUGGGAUGGAGCUGCAGAGAUAUGACUGGAGAACUGGGUCGCAGGUGAAGCUGACCCCAGACUUCACCAUCCCCCUGCACUUCUACCUGCUGCCCUUCGCUAUCAUCGUGGGCAUCUGCUUCGUCCUCAUGCUCAUCUUCAUGGUUGCGAAAUUUGUCCGUGACAGAAGACGACAGCGUCGUUCCAGGCUGUCCAAGGAGCACCUGAAGAAAAUCCCCACCAAGAAGUUCAAGAAAGGUGAUGAGUAUGAUGUCUGUGCCAUCUGUCUGGAUGACUAUGAGGAGGGGGACAAGCUCAGGAUAUUGCCUUGCUCCCAUGCCUACCACACCAAGUGCAUUGACCCCUGGCUGACGGGCAGCAAGCGCACCUGCCCGGUGUGCAAGCGGCGCGUGAUUCCGGGGGACGACGAGACGUCCGACUCGGAGACCAGCCAGUCGGACAUGGAUAGCGAUGACGACAUGCCGGAGACCACGCCCCUCCUGGGCGCCACCGGGCCUGUAGACCGUACCAACUCUGCCAUGGGGACCACUGACACUUCCAGGAUGCACCACUCUGAUGAGGAGAGUACUGAGACCCAGGAGACUGAUGAUGAUGAUGAUGACUCCAGUGGUGAUGAGGAAGAGAAGGGAGCAUGGGGCUACUCCGGAGAAGUGGAGAUCAAAGAUGGACCCUCCCAGGAGACAAAGGUGGAGAUGGGAGAUGAGAAGGAAGAGGAAGAUGAAGAGGAGAACAAGUCUGGACCAGAAAUUGUGUGAUUUUUGGACCAGGUGACCCUAUGGUGCAGCCCACAUGCAGGUUUAUGGACAGGGGGUUUUGCUACAGGGUUGGACAAGUUUUCUAAAAUUCGCUUGUGCUAUCGGGCAAAUACAUAGAAAAUUUACUCGCCCAAACUAACUUUCACUUGUCCUGACAUUUAAAAAACAUUUGUCUAAGUAUUUUCAAUUCCAUCACUAAAAUUCUUUUACUGUUGGCUCUGUUUUUCUGUGUUGACCAAUGCUUGAUGCUAUGGUUGUGUGCAAGGUAACAUGUAUUAAUAAUAAUCUCUUUCAUGGAAAAAUUUUACUUGCCCUAUCAGACAAGUUGUGUAGGACAUGCACUUGCCCAAUCAGCACUUUCACUUGCCCUGGACAAUCAGGCUGGUGGACUUGUCCAACCCUGUGCUACUGGAUUUAACAGCAGAAAAUGUAGCAAUAACUCAAAACAUCUCAGCUUUCUCUCCAAACUUUAGCUGUUCUUCAACACUUGUCUUUCCAUAGGGAUUCAUGCUUUAUCUUCUUGAAAGAGGAACUGGUCAAGGCUGUAAAAUUCGAAGCAAACCCCCCAUGCCAAGUCCAGGCUUGUAACACCUUGGGUAUAUCAUGUGAGGCAUGUGAAAGAAGUUGUCUCUUGUGACCCCAUUUAAAGGAAGACAAGAGACAGCAUCUUCAAAAUGUUCUUCGAAUUCUAACAGGCCUCUGAGAAACAGAGCAAUAAGACUGAUUCCUUCCAGCAUUCAUAUCUCUUGCUAAACUUGAACUUGUCAAUGUAUUCUAGUUGGCGGGUAAGGGUCUUUGAGAAUCCACCUUACUUAGUAUCAAGAGAGAAACAUCUGAGAAAGCUAUUGUUAAAAUCUUAAUGAUGAUUGUAGCUCUAGCUGUGGGUGGACAUAGUAAAGCUGUAGACCAUCUCUUCUCAGUCUCAAUGUGUUGAGUAUAUGCAUGGUUGGUUUGUAAGUAGGACCUUCUGUAUAUGUAGGAACUCUGACUUGCUCAACCCCCACCCACCCUGCUCUUUAGUAACUGAGUUUUUGAAGCCAUGAAAUCCCCAGAAUGCCAGUACAUGUACAUGUAGUUGAAAUAGCAAAAAUGAGAUCGUACUGCGUAUUCCAGUAAAAAGAAAGAUAUCCGGCCAGGCAAAUAUUAGCAUAACUGAGUAGCAGGAUGUGGAUAUGAUCAUUUACAUGCAUAUCCAAAUAGGGAAAGAAAUAAAGAAUGUACAUGUAUCUUUCUCGAUGUUUCGCUCUUUUAUUUUCACUGUUAGUCAGGUACAGUUUAUAGUCUUAACCUGGGUGAUAGGGGAAAUGCUUAUAUGCUAAUACAUUGUAGCACAGCAAAAUUAGCAAGACAGUACCAACCAGAAAAGUUUAGGGAAAAGUAGACUAGUCAUGGAGAUUCUAUGUGUGAUUGUUAUGAUGAUUUUGUUUUUCACCCCUUUCAAGUUGACAACUGUAAAUACCCUAAGUUACUUGGAAGGACGUCUUUCCUGUUAUAUGUGAAGGACCAAAUACUUUUUUUGUGAUUACAAAGAGCAUUUUACAUUGUAUUAUUGUUAAGGAGGUGAUGCCAUGAUUAUUAUGAGGAGAUGUGCAAAUUCUGCGAUAUCAGUGUUGUGUAAGAAAUUUAAAUAUCAAAAUGUUUGAAAGUUGUAAUGGCUUGGUCCAGUCAGGAAAUAGUGGCUGGGGCGACUUUUGUAAUAACUGUUUCUUGUCACAAACAUAAAUAGAGAAAUUUAACCUGUGCACGACAAAUUAUAGCUUGGUGAGAAGCUCUCAAAAGGCCAUCUUUCUUCAGCGCUGAUGGUAGUCACAUGACAUGUCACAAGGUCACAAGGUCAUGUGACAUAUGUAGCAGCAAUCUUUUUAAUUCAGUGCAAAACAGAUUUCCUUUGUGCUCCAUUGCUGCAAAACAGAGACACAAACAAGACCUUCACAAAACAACUAGAUCACAGUUUUUGUAUUGCCAGCCUUUGUGUAAAGAUGUUAGAUUAAGUGAAAAGUUGUGUUACAUAACCAGCAUAUGUAUAUAACAAUUGGGUGAAUGAGAUAUGGGUGAAUGAGAUAUAAUGAUAAGAUCUAUAACUAUCUAUGACUUGAUGACUUAAAAUUGUACAGAGGUCUGUAUAUGGGGCAACUUAACCCUGCAUGCUAAGAAAAUAGAAAGGAAGAGUUAUAUUUUCGGGAUAUAACUAAGAGAACUCUGUGUAAAACAUAUUUUCAUAGAUUUACAUCAUGAUACAAUGGAAGAGGUAUAACUAGAAAGAGGAAAGCAUUGGAGAAAGAUGACAGUCACUGUAAUAAAGGACAUUAUGAUAGAACCAUUUGUAUCAACAUAACUGUGCCAUGCUGUGCUUGGCUGUAGCUGUUCUUAGCGGAAUUUUCACUGCUGUGCCAGAGUAAGAGUCAAUUGUCACAGCUAUCACGUAGAAUACCAGUGUACUUGUAGAUGACACUUACAAGAAAUUAACAGAUGCGUUGUACGUGAAGUUGAUUUUUGUUGAAGGUGUCGUCUGAUGUCAGAAGUAAUAUCAACAGGAAUUUUAUAGCAGAAUGACAAAACAUGUGUUUUACGGAUUUGGAUUUCACGUUUAUGCCAGUAACAAUGUAGUUUAUAAUGUGAAGGAACCAACUGAAGGUGAUACAUAUAAUGUAAAACAAUACAGAAUUGGGAUGAAGUUGUAUAGUGCAUGCGUCAUCUUAUAUUCAAUGCUAGCGCUGUACUAGCUUUUAACGGCAAGUAGUUUUGCAAGUCAUUGGGCAGGGUCCCAAGACUACAAGUAUCUAGACUAGCCUUUGCAGAUUUCUUGGCGUGCCAGUAUUUAAUUUUUUUGGGAUUCUGAACAUGGGCUAAGGUUUUCUAAAUGCUUUCGGAGAUCGUUUUCCAGCCACCACAGUGAGAACCUACUGCCAGCGGGGAUUCCACCCUCCGCGGGAGCCCAGAGGGCUUUCAAGAUGCCAACAUAUAACAGACUUCUUGGUGCUAAACAAUGUCUUCUGGCAUUAGAGAACCUUAGCCAAUGUUGAAAAUUGUGAAUCAGUGUUCUCCCCCCAAAAAGGAAUGCUGGCGCUCUAAGAAGUUCGCAAAGGAAGCAAUACCUUAUCUCACUUUUCAGUGCCACUUGCUUGAACCAAGGAAGUUACAUGUAUAUAAGUCCUUGCUUGAACUUAUAGUGUCAGGGUAGGUUGUUGGAAUCUAAUGACAAAGUGUGUGGCUUGUGAAAUGAGUUUAAGGGUAGGAAAGAGCCAUAAUGACAUUAUUUGGAAGGUUACUUUGCAUGUAGGAUGAUAAGGUUGAAAGUUGACAUUGCCAGAUAGUAACAGAAAAACAAAAAUACCUCUAACCAAGCAGUAAGUAAGUAGAUCUCUGGUGAACCAUGUUUAACAUACAUGGUGAAACUUUGUAAGUUUAGUCAAGAGAACCCAUAUCCACAAAAUUCUGAUGGUUUUAAGUAUUAAGUCUUGUACCUUAUGUAAAUUGUAUGGUAAUGGGUAGGUGUAGUCAAAGAUUUUGUAUUGUUCAAGUUUGACUCAUGAUCAAAAGGGUUUGCCUUUAAUAGGGAAGUUUCAGCAUAUCACCUUAAAGUUCCAUGUGAUUCUUGUGGGGUUAUAAUUGUAAAUUGUGUAAUUUUCUGGGUAAAAUAAAGUUGGUUAUCAGGUCAUG